AACAAAUGUCAUUAAAAACGCGCUCUUCGGUGUUUAACGAAAUUGUUUGUUUAUUUGGUUAUUAUCUAUAAAAUAUUGCAUGAAACUUAAUAAUUUAUCAUAUAAACUUAUUAAUCGUCUAACUAUAUCCGCCAUUCAAUAUGGGAGACGAGGAUGUUAUUCGUAGAAGACUCUUAAUAGACGGAGAUGGAACAGGAGACGACAGAAGACUGAACGUGCUGUUAAAAACGUUGAUAAAAUGGUGUAACAGCACUGAUGACAAACCUGAAGAAAGCAAAGCAACACACGACCGAAUGCUAGCCCAGUUAGCGCAAUGUGAAUUUGCAGUAACAAAAUCACAACUAGGCUCAGAAAUGAUGUCAGCCGAGUUACAAAGCUACGAAGCAAUGUCGAAAGUUCUGGAGAAGUCAAUAGAAGUAGCCAAAAGUCACAUAGAAAAGAGUAAAGCUGACCUGGCUCAAGCAAAGACGGUGCGCAAAAAUCGCAUAGAGUAUGAUGUGCUGGCAAAGGUUAUCAGCGAACAGCCAGACAGGAAGGAGACUUUAGAGCGCCUUGGCACUUUGAAAACAGAACUGGCCAAUUUGGAGUCCACAAAACAGCAGUUGGAAAGCCGUUUAGCUUUAAGAAAAAAACAGUUUCAUGUCUUGGUUACUUCUAUACAUCAACUACAAGCAUUGCUGGAUGAACCUGAUGAUACAGAGUCUGUGUCUGAUGACAUUGAAAUGAAGGACAUUUUGAAUGAACCCUAGUGUUAGGUUUUAGUCUAGCUUUACUAUCUUGAACGAAAUAGAUUUAUAUCUAGAAAAAUCCCUGAUUUAUGCAUUAUCAUCAAAAAUUCGCUGCUGCAAUAGAAUUACUGGCCUCCUUUACAUAAACCAUUAUCUCCUUGCUUUGCAGGCAGUUUGGAGAUCUUGGGUUCAGGUUCAUCAGUGUUGCUGACCAGUUUGUCAAAUGUCAUUAGUCAGUACAGUUAGUCAUCUAUGAAGACUAGGAUGUCUCUUAUAAAAUCCGCCAGAAGAAUACAGGUGGUAAUAAAUGUAUUCUAUUCUCUCAUUACCACACAGUAUAUGCAUACCCAGAUUUGUUAAUAAUGAAAUUAAAUAAAAUUUACCAUAAUAAAGUUUAAUUUUGAAGUUUAAAGUUAAAUGAUUGAGAGAAACCAGAUACUUAUUAUAAUAGGGUAGAUGACUACUUUUCAUUUCUAUGUCCGUCUGCUAGAUUAUUUUGAAAUAUUAGACACAUAUUUUUUAUUUUCUUAAAGAUAUAAAUACUUUCGAUGAUGUAAUGUUUUGA
Spodoptera litura is the source of this 1293-nucleotide messenger RNA. RefSeq names its product THO complex subunit 7 (gene thoc7). Gene Ontology annotation, biological process: mRNA export from nucleus; mRNA processing. NCBI's taxonomy places the organism in Eukaryota, Metazoa, Arthropoda, Insecta, Lepidoptera, Noctuidae. The record is from RefSeq and is a predicted model, not a curated record. Gene Ontology annotation, cellular component: THO complex part of transcription export complex.